AUGACGACGCGUUUGCGAGUUGUGGAGAAUCAUCAGCCACCCUUGUACUCACUGCAUAGCACAAAAUGCGUCGAAAUGAUAGACCCCUUGGAUACGCUCGACGUAUUAUCUUGUGCACUCCAUGAAAUGAACAUAUACAUCACUCACGACGACGGAGAAGAACUGGGACGACAGGCUCGACUGGGUAUCUGGCAAAAGGUUUCCGUACCACGUUCGGAAAUAUGGCGUUGGUCGUUUUUCCUUAGUGAAUUCGCACUGCUCUAUUGGCGAGGAGAUGGCCUUGACAAUGAGUACCAAUCACGAUUACCCUCCAACAUAACCGAAUACAGCAAUACCGACGCAAACGAUGAUGACGAUUCAGAGGAUGUACUCGACGAAGAUAUGAGCAGCGAUGAUAGCACUGGGGGAGGGACAGAAGAUAUGAACGGCAGACAACCUGGAGGAGGCAACACAAACCUAUCACGAAAGACGUAUCCAUUCGCGUUAUCCUUUUUAACACUUCUUGGUGUCAUUCUGACAACCCUCGCGUUGGGUAUUUGA
Molecule: messenger RNA, 540 nt
Organism: Zychaea mexicana
Lineage: Eukaryota; Fungi; Mucoromycota; Mucoromycetes; Mucorales; Lichtheimiaceae
Exons: 2
Coding region: 1-540 (179 amino acids)
Source: RefSeq, a predicted model, not a curated record